Vitrella brassicaformis is the source of this 2376-nucleotide messenger RNA. Lineage: Eukaryota; Vitrellaceae. The record is from the annotation of a GenBank genome assembly.
UCAGUCCCGUCUGAACAGCAGCGUGUAAUGAGGGCAGAACUCAUGCGGCUCCAUCUUGCCAUAUCUCUGUGGGUCGAUGGCCACCAGCAGAAACAGGGCGAAGUAGACAAAUGUCCCCAGCCACACCAUAUUAGAGGCCGACACGAACCCCCACAGCCGCUUCGCCACCGCAUUCGAGCCCUUCUCUCUUGACAGCAGAGGCAGGUUCGUCACGCGCACUAGAAACUGAACACCCAGAGAGAGAGGGAGGGAGGGGGAGAGAGAGGUGUUCAGACAUAUAAUCGUGUCUGCGUCGUUUGUGUGGCGCAUUGACCAGAAGGAGGUUCCAUUCAAGAGUGGCCUCGAUUGCGACGAGGACGAGUAUGCCGCCCAGCCUCUCGGCCAACCGCUGGGCCGAUGGGUGCAGCACCUGGUCCACCCAUGUGAAGGAGAGGUGCGUGAAGACCAGUGUGGUGAGCUCGGCCAAAUUGUAGACGUGCAGCUGCUGAGAGAAGGAGAGAGACACAUAGAGACACGACACAGAGAGUGCCUGUGAAGGCGAUUUCUGCGUUGUUACGUCGCUGAUGCAUCUGAGUAGGCGUGGCGACGCGUGGUGGGCCACGAAAGUGGUCUGCACGUCCAGGAAGGUGCUCAGAGACCGCACAGAGGACCGGUUGAGGGCGGUGCGGAGACGGUCGACAGACGUGAAGCUGAUCAUGGUCGACAGGCUGCUCGUCGGCCGGGUCAGGCGCUGUUCUCGCUUGUCUACUGUCGUAUCAUUGCUCGCUGUCUUGGUGGCCAUGGUGUCACCGGAUGGCGAAGACUGCCGCUUGGGGGGGUGGGUGCCGCCGAAACCACCACACUGGUCUGGUGGGCGCUUGCCUUUGUUGCCAGUGCGCCAGUAGGGUCCAAUCGUCUGCAUCAGUCGUCUGCGCGCAGCCAUGCCCAGAAUGGGACCUGACAGACACAAGGGCCGCCGCAAUGUGUCGCUUUUUGUGUCGGUGCGCUCUUGGCCGCUAACUGAAAGGGAUUGCCAUGUCUGAGAGACACAUCGGCAGCUCACAGUACUAAUCAUGGUCUCGUACAUUCCCAUUCAGUGUUCUUUUCACCUGUGAAGAAGCCGGAAACGCCGAACAUGAGGGAGUUGAGUAUCUGCACUUGAAGGGUGUCCAUGCGGGCCUGCAGCAUCCGUGGCAGCAACUGCAGUUAGUGAGACAAUGACACCCGGCACGCCAUGAGCCAAUGCACACACACGCACACACACACACACAGGUGGAUACCAAGCACGAGAAGACAAUGAACGAGAUCGUGGGGAUUGUGUGCGACACCGGGCCAUCCUGCACGCAAAGAGAGAGAGAGAGAGAGAGAGACAAACACGCUUUGCUGCCCUUUUGCUGCCCUUUUGCUCACUCGCCCACCCCCCGCAGUCAGUCUCUCACUUUGACUUGCCGUGCGAUGGAUGCGACCAGCGCCACAAAGGGCCAACCCGACACGAGCACGGUGAAUGCCACCCGCGUCCUUUCCCCGUCGGUUGUCGCAACUAUCGCCAGAGGCAGGUACAGGUAGUUAAAAACCUAACCGACAGACAGACCACUUCAGUGUCUCGAGACACAUGCUUCAGCACAGUGCCCAACCGGCCCACCAGGGAGAAAGAGACGCAGACAGCCCAGAUGGAGGUCAUUUGGAGGGCAUACACCUGCGGCCUCUUCACGGUCUUGAUGUCUUUGCCGCAGCUGCGGAAGAACAGGUAAGGGCUGAUGAACAGGUACAAGGGCAGCGACGGGUACAGAACGACUGCGUGCUGCACCAGAGCCGACGCGCCGCCGUGGAAGGCAAUGAAACACCCGAGAGACGUAUAUAUCAUCGGCAGAAAGUACACCCACUUUCUCCGGAACCGCCGCCAAGCCGCGCGCAGAUCGAUUUCCACCAUCAGGGUGAAACACGCGAUGUAGCAAAAGGUGAUCAUCAAGCGGCGAGUGAGGUCCAGGAUGACCCACGGCACCGUCACAGAUCGGUCCUCACAAGCGCGCCAAUAGCCCACAUACACGGCCGCCCACACAGCGCCCAUCACGGCUGCGAAGCCCAGCUGCCGCAAGAUAACACGGGCAGGCCUCUUCAUCGUGCGGAAGAAGGGCUCGGGGGUGAACCGGGCCACCAGCACCUCCACGUCACCUCUGGUCUCGUAGCACAAGGUCGUCUCGAACUCCUGAUAUGACGCGUCGGGGUAGUCGGCGGCCUCCCGAAACUCCGCCACCUCCGCGAUGAGUGCCUUCUCCUCUGCCAACAUGGCCCUCUCACGCCUGCGGGUCUGGUGCACCUCUUCGUCUCCCACGUCAUCGCAGCUGAUCUCUGCGCACUGCCCCACAGCCUCGAUGGUGUACUGCUGCUGAGCAAUUU